AGGAGACAGAGCAGCAGAGCACAGGAAGCAGCAGAGCAGCAGCCAGUAAAAGAAGACAGAGGUAAACAUGGCUCAGGAGGACAGCAUGGCGGUCCCAGAGUUCCUCAGUAAAGCUGAGUUAUUAAAACAAGGCGCAGAGGCCCGGGUGUACCGGGCACACUUUCUGGGAAAGCCAACCAUUGUGAAGGAAAGGUUCCCGAAACGCUACAGACACCCCGCGCUGGACGAGAAGCUGACACACCGCCGGACGGUGCAGGAGGUCCGCUCCGUGCUGCGCUGCCGGAAAGCAGGCAUACCUGCCCCUGUAGUGUACUUUGUGGACUACACCUCCCACUGUAUUUUCAUGGAGGAAAUCAUUGGCUCCUCGACUGUGCGUGACCACAUCAUGUCCGCUCGGCAGUCUGAUUCCUGUAAGGAGCUGGAGCUGGAGCGGCUGGCUGAGAGGAUGGGACACAUCCUGGCCAAAAUGCACGAUGAGGACGUUAUCCACGGAGACCUGACCACCUCCAACAUGCUGCUGAGAUGCAGUCUGGAGAACGGGGAGUCCGACCUGGUCCUCAUCGACUUCGGCCUGAGUUACAUCUCUGCUCUACCGGAAGAUAAGGGGGUGGACUUGUACGUGCUGGAGAAGGCCUUCCUCAGUACCCACCCCAACACAGAGGCACUGUUUGAGAAGCUGCUCAAGAGCUACACAGCGGCAUCCAAGAAAUCAUCAGCGGUCAUUAAAAAGCUUGACGAGGUUCGAUUGAGAGGGAGGAAGAGGUCGAUGGUGGGAUGAUGAUCCAUGCUGUGGACAGAGAUAAAUGAUGUUUCUAAAAAAGAAGUUUUGAUUGUGCAAAAUAGACUAAACCAUCAUCAAAUAAAAAUGUUUUGUAAUAAAAUAAAAGUUCUUUCUCUUUAUGUAAGGCUGAUAUAAAAAAGAUACACUUUGUAAUGAUGAUAGCACAUUUUCGAACAGUUUAUAUGUUGACGUCUCCAAACGUCACAAAGUCAGACACACAACAUAACAGGAAG
Molecule: messenger RNA, 1014 nt
Organism: Larimichthys crocea (large yellow croaker)
Lineage: Eukaryota; Metazoa; Chordata; Actinopteri; Sciaenidae
Gene: tp53rk
Product: TP53 regulating kinase
Exons: 2
Coding region: 68-778 (236 amino acids)
Biological process (GO): protein phosphorylation
Cellular component (GO): EKC/KEOPS complex; cytosol; nucleus
Molecular function (GO): ATP binding; protein serine/threonine kinase activity
Source: RefSeq, a predicted model, not a curated record